GCCGAACAGCAAAAGGCUCUUGAACUGCAAAAACAUCUAGAAGAAGUGCAAAACAUGGAACGAGAAAAACUCAUUGCGAAAAUACAAGAAGAUAUGGAGCAGAAGGCAAAAGCAAAGGAAGCUAAACGAAAGUUACAAAUGUUACAGAACCAGCACGAUACUGAUGGAGUCGAAGUGGAGACAUCUUUUCCUACAGUAUCUUUUGACAGUUUUAUACCUUUGGAGAUUGACAAUCAAGAA
Paraglomus occultum is the source of this 240-nucleotide messenger RNA. The record is from the annotation of a GenBank genome assembly. NCBI's taxonomy places the organism in Eukaryota, Fungi, Glomeromycota, Glomeromycetes, Paraglomerales, Paraglomeraceae.